This is a messenger RNA of Rotaria socialis, 999 nucleotides long. NCBI's taxonomy places the organism in Eukaryota, Metazoa, Rotifera, Eurotatoria, Philodinida, Philodinidae. The record is from the annotation of a GenBank genome assembly.
AUGAUGCAAACGGCUUCGUAUCAUCAUUCAUCAUAUGAUUAUAAUUCAUUUCCAACAUUUUUACCAUCAACAUCGAAUACAUAUGCAUCGUAUUAUCCAAAUCAUUUUAGAGCUCAAACAAAUGUAUCAACAAAAAUUGAACAAGAUGAUUCGUCAAAUUCUAGUAUAACACCACCUCCAUCAAAAUCAUUAUCAACAUCAACACUAACAACAACAAAUAAUGCUCUUUCGCACAUUCCAAUUGUUCUUCAAUUGUCAUCAAAUAAUACUGAACAAACUCUAAUAUUAACUAUCGAUCAAUUAUCUUGUGUAUGUGAAGCAAUACAACAAAGUGGUAAGAUCGAUAAAUUAAUAAAACUUUUACAGUUAUUACCACAAAAAUCUUCAUCACCAACUGCGGCUUUAAUUCAUCAGCAUGAUAGUGUUUUAAAAGCACGUGCAAUUAUACUUUAUCAUCAAUCGAAAUUUCGCGAAUUAUGUUGUUUAUUAGAAACUCAUACAUUUGAUAUUCAUCAUCAUACGGAAUUACAACAACUGUGGUACAAAGGACAUUAUAUGGAAGCACAAAAGAUUCGUGGUCGUCCAUUAGGAGCUGUUGAUAAAUAUCGUAUAAGACGAAAAUAUCCAUUACCAAAAUCCAUAUGGGAUGGUGAAGAAACAAUUUAUUGUUUUAAAGAAAAAUCUCGUCAAGCAUUAAAAGACUGUUACAAAUUAAAUCGUUAUCCAACACCUGAUGAAAAACGUUUCUUAGCAAAAAAGACUGGUCUAACAUUAACGCAAGUUAGCAAUUGGUUUAAAAAUCGUCGACAACGAGAUCGUACACCACGAACACAAGAUUGUCAAGAUCUUCAAACAUCAUUAUUAAAUCAAGCAGCCUAUUUUGCUUCGGGUUCAGUUUAUUCUCAUGGCUCAUUUAGUUCAAAUGGAACAUUAUCAUCAAAUUAUUCAUAUUCAACACCAACACAAAAUCAUUCAACAUUUUUACACUAUCAAUCGUAA